AGCUCUAUGAUUCGAUACUGAUCCUUUUUCAGCGUACAUUCCUUUGUGAAUUGCCCUUAAUUCGCUGACGAAAGUGUGCCGCUACACAGGAGAAUGCAGCAGCUUUGGUGUGCUGCCUUCCUCUCAGGGCUGUUCAUGGUAGCAGGCGAAGAGCCCAUCUUAACGCGAUAUCAGGACUUGGCUCCUUCAAGCAACAUUUUGGCAGCAGCUGCGGCGCCUGCAGGGGGCUUUGGAGUGGUUGCUGGCACCGGCCUUCCGUUCUUUGUGGACGGUGUUGCCACUCGGCUCAGGGUGGUUGAGGCUGAGGCCCGAGACGAACUAGCGCGCCGAGGGUGGCGUGAAGGGAGCCUAGCCGCUCCCAUACCUGCUCCUGGUGCUGCGCCUGGUGGGGGGACUGCCACUCCUGCCAACGGGCCACCUGGAGCUGCGGCUGAGUGCAAAGCAGCUGCACCUGCGCCACGGGAGGAAGCUGCCCUAGCCUCCCAAGCUGCCAAGAAAGUCGCUGCCACCGAGCCAGGGGAGAGUGUUGCGCCCACCUCCCAACCUGUUGCCUCAGAUUGCGCUGAAAGGACACCCGAGGAAGUCAACCUCGGAAUCUAUCCGAAGAGUUGCCCUGCUGCCCCACGAGUGCCCGCCGCCGGAGCACAACAGGUGAAGCUUGAAGCGGAGAUCAAGGCCAAGCCGCCCAAGGAAGAAGAGAAAGAAGGAGAGAAGAAGGGAGUCCAGUGUUACUCCCAGGUCAGCUCCGGGAAAGGAGAAGAAGUCUCGUCCAGAGAGGAGCAGUGGCAGUGGGAGGGCUCAAGGUCCUGGUUGGCAAGGGCCGAUACCCUACUCUUCCCACGCGAGGUGGAGUGUAGGGAAAUCGAAAGGCAUUGUGCGCCGAGCCAAGCAAGAGCGGUUCAAUCGCAGAAGAGACCGGAGGCACGACAGAGGAGGAUGCCGCCGAAGGUAGUGGGGAGGCGUCCGGCUGCUCGAGUGGGACGGCUUAGGCGCCCGGCAGCCCGAGUUGAACCGCCUGCAGAGGAAGAGAAGAAGUGCCUCAGCCUAGGGCUGGGCGAUCUCGGGUCUCUGGGCUACGUUCAUUUGAAAAAGGCCAGGUACUAUGGCAGGGAGGUUGAGUUGGUGGGGAAGUUCACCAACCUCGGGCUGGAAGAUGGACAGCCCAUGGGCACGUUUGAAGCCUCAGGCACACAAGAUGAUGCCUUGUUGCGCUUGCUCAGCGGGCGUCCCAAGCGUCAGCUCACAGUUCACCUGUGCCAAGAGGAUUGCCUGGGGGCCUUGACAGAUGAGUUCCUAGUGCAUGGCAGGAGCUUUAUCAAGGUGGAUCAGGGAAAAGACCCAUGGUUCACCAACCUGCUAUCAACAGUGCUCCUUCCUGAUUUCUCCUUUAGUGCUGAGGCGGCGAGCGUUGGUGCAGAUGCAGCGCAGAAAGGCAGAGGCAGCUUGAGUGGUGGCAUGGGCGGCGCAGAGAUUGGCAGCGGUAUCACUAUGCAUGAUAUAGAGGAGUUGGUUUCCAAUGCUGAGGCAGCGGCGUUGGAGGCUGAGGGGAGCGAGCAGGCUAAAGGGUCUGGCAGCUCCCAAGAGUUUCACCGGCUUUUGCAUGAAGGUGUCCUGAAAUGGCGCCGUGGACUUUUGCAGCCAGCGCGAGUGGCAGACGUCGGGGGACUGGUCAAUGAGGUCCUGAAGUUAUGUGAAAUGUUUCAUUGCAGACCAGAGCCCAUGGCCGAUAGGAGUAAACUUUUCCCUAUCUGUGCCCCAGGAUCUUUAAUUGGCUCAGGCCCUCGAGGACAGUUUUUCGUGGCUCUUUUGGGAAGCCUCAACCAUUUGUAUGGGGGAGGCGGCACAGGACGAGGUGGCCCGACCUCCUUUCGGGUUGCAAAAAGGCUGGCAGCAGUAGUGCAUGAUUCAGGGUUGUUGGAGGAGUUGUUACCCCCUAUGAGUUUCACUGAUUUCUUUAGUUGCAAACAACUGGACUAUGUGGGUGAUGAAGUUCAUGUAGCUAGACCAGUGGUAUGGGAGGAAGUGGAAGCUUCUCUCCCAAGUGAAGUUGGACAGCUUGACAUUCGGGACUUUGUUGAUGGGGGGGUCAAAUAUUAUAUCGAUCACCUCGAAGAGUUCAUGAUUGCUUCUCCCCCGGAUUCCAUUGCAAAGCCCCCUAAAGUGAUGGUGUCGGAUGCCCAUUGGAGUACAGUCGCUCAUGGCCUUGUGGCGAGGGGUCUUUGUCGGGUAUUGCGUAGAUCUUCACUGUUCCACGUGGGGGGGAAGCCUUUGCUCAAUGGCCUUUUUUCUGUAAGCAAGCAGGAGUUCAUUGGAACACUGGAGGUGUGUCGAUUGAUUAUGAACUUGAAGCCGGCCAACGCCCUAUGUUCUCCAAUGGUAGGUGAUACUAGCACCCUUCCUAUGGUCACAAACCUGGGCACCAUGUUCUUAGACCCCAGUGAAAACCUUUGCAUCUCCUCUGAGGACAUCAGAUGCUUCUUCUAUUUAUUCGCGAUUCCGGAGGCUUGGUGGAGAUUUUUCGGGUUUGCUAAGCCUGCACCCCGAUCGCUGGUGCCUUCAGAUUUUGGGGAUGAAGAGGGGUAUUUGGUGGCCACUGUAUUGCCAAUGGGAUGGAUUAACAGCGUUGCCCUGGCACAACACAUCCAUAGGAGAGUUGUGAGGCAAUGCAUGGGAAGCCUGCAACCCCCUCUUAGUGGGGCUCAGGAGCUUAGGAGAGAUAGACCCUUUAGUGUACACCCACACCUCUUUAGAGUUUAUCUUGACAACUUCGACGAACUGCAGAAAGUCAACAAGAAUCUGUCAGAAGUCCUGGAGGGGAGCCCUUCUCGAGUAGCCACUGCCCUAAGGGAGGCUUAUGAAAGGGAAGGCCUCCCAAGACAUCCCAAAAAAUCCACCCAGCAAGAGCUGAGGGCAGAAGUGCAAGGGGCUUGGAUUGAUGGGGUCAAAGGCACUGUAACAGCGAAGCCAUCCAAAGUGGCCCGCUACAUUGCCUUAGCUAUAGAGCUGUUGGAGCGAGGCACUGCAACCCAAAGAGAAUUACAGGUCAUUGGAGGGGGGUUUGUCUACGUGGCUAUGUUCAGGCGACCAUUGUUGGCGGGGCUAAAUCAAAUUUGGAGGAGUAUCACUGAGGUGGGCCCCCAACAAGCUAAGCAAAGACGGCGGCUGACACCUGCUGUAGUGGCUGAACUAGCUCGUUUCAUAGGUCUGAUACCUCUUUCUUUCAUGAACCUGCGUUCGGGGUUUGGGGAGUUGGUUACGGCCAGCGAUGCGUCUACCACAGGUGGGGGAGUGGUCCUCUCCCGUGCUUUGACCCCCUAUGGGCGCGCCGCGAGUACCAGCUUGGUACGAGGGGAGCUGCCUGAAAGGCACGAUUUCUCCCAAGUUCUCAGUGUGGGGCUCUUCGAUGGCAUUGCUGCCCUUCGGGUAGCCCUGGAUUGCUUGGAGGUUCCUGUGGUGGGUCACGUCUCAGUAGAGAAGUCCAGCGAGGCUCAGAGAGUAGUCGAAAGCUUGUUCCCUGAUUUUUUUCAAGUGGAGGAUGUUUGCCUAAUUGACGCGGAGAUGGUCAGCAGAUGGGCAAUGCGCUUUCCAUCCGUGGGACUAGUCAUCGUGGGAGCUGGCCCCCCAUGCCAGGGGGUGUCUGGCUUGAAUUGUGACAGAAAAGGCGCCCUCAGAGACUUGAGGAGCAAUCUUUUCGUGCACGUGCCUCGGGUGACCGCUUUGAUCAGAAAGGCAUUUCCCUGGGCCCAGGUGCACACCCUGACUGAGAGCGUUGCUUCCAUGGAUGCCAAAGAUUGUGAAACUAUGAACCAGAGCUUCGAGGACAGGCCGUGGUUCAUUGAUGCCGAUGGCGUGGCUUUGUGCCAUCGGCCCCGGCUCUACUGGAUCAGCUGGGAGCUUCAAGCAGGAGAAGGAGUCGCUUUGGGCUAUGGGAGUGACGGGCGGCUCCCAAUCCAAGGGGAGGUCCAGCUGGAAGCCGUGGUGGACUCCCAGAUGUUUCUGGAGACAGGAUGGUCGCUAGCUGAGCGACAGCGGCUGCCAACUUUCACUACGUCACGUCCAAGCUCGACACCCUUGAAGAGACCGGCAGGCAUCAAAUCGUGCAAGGGGCAUGAGCUCGAGCGCUGGCGGAGCGAUCGUCAUAGGUUCCCCCCGUACCAGUACAAAGAUGAAAACUGCGUGUCAAAUGCGCGAGGGGAUUUUAGAAUCCCAAGCGUGUCUGAGCGGGAGGUCAUCAUGGGUUUUCCCCUAGGAUACACUAUCCAGUGCCUGCCCAAAAAGGACCAUGGAACAGAAAAACAUACGGACUGCCGGCUGAGCUUGCUGGGCAACUCAUGGUGUGUGCCUGUUGUGGCGUGGCUGCUGGUGAAGCUGCUGCAACCUUUAGGGCUGGUUGAACCGACAAGCGUUCAAGAGGUGGUGAAUAGGCUAACUCCAGGUUGGGGUCGUUCUCUGCAAAGUCUUCUCCUGCGGCCCCCCAUUAGCUGUAGUACUGCGAGCGCCCCUUGUAGCGUAGAGCUGGUUCAACGCCUUUGUUCUCUGGUCUCCUUGAAAGGUGAGGAUAUCCUGCUGCAAGGUUCAACAGAUGCUCCGGCAAAGUUUCAUAGGCUCCGUGCAAGUGUGCCUGCUAGGCUUUGGAGGUGGAAAACCGUUGCGUCGUGGCAGUGGUCAGGCGCCCCCGAGCACAUCAAUGUUUUGGAACUCAGGGCAGUUUUGACUACGGUCAAAUACAGGGUUGAACAGCUUAGAGAAUGUGAUGUGCGUUGUGUGCACCUGGUUGAUUCUCUUGUUGUUUUGCACGCUCUCUCCCGCGGACGCUCUUCUUCGCGAAAAAUGCGUCGCACCCUUAUGCGGAUUAGUGCCUAUCUUCUAUCAAGCGGUCUUCAACUCUCCUGUGGGUACGUAGAUACCCACCAGAACCCUGCGGAUCGCCCCUCGCGCAGAGGGGUCAAAAAGAAAUGGUUAAAAAAGCCGCAAAAGUAG
Messenger RNA from Cladocopium goreaui, 4980 nucleotides. The record is from the annotation of a GenBank genome assembly. NCBI's taxonomy places the organism in Eukaryota, Dinophyceae, Suessiales, Symbiodiniaceae.